Salvelinus fontinalis (brook trout) is the source of this 1519-nucleotide messenger RNA. It is a transcript of the gene chac2, whose product is annotated as ChaC, cation transport regulator homolog 2 (E. coli). Gene Ontology annotation, cellular component: cytoplasm. Gene Ontology annotation, biological process: glutathione catabolic process. Lineage: Eukaryota; Metazoa; Chordata; Actinopteri; Salmoniformes; Salmonidae. The transcript has 3 exons. The record is from RefSeq and is a predicted model, not a curated record. Gene Ontology annotation, molecular function: gamma-glutamylcyclotransferase activity; glutathione specific gamma-glutamylcyclotransferase activity. Bases 448 to 1146 code for a protein of 232 amino acids.
UCGCAAGUUGUGUCUGACUAUCACGUGACGAGGUGCUGGUUGCUUGAGACGGAAGUAGCUCGUCGCGACAUUGAGCUCCGUUGUGAAUGUAGUACAGUAGUAGCUGCCACUAACAGUAAAGAUGGUGGUGUUUAGUGCUAGAAAGUAAAUGUUUGACAGUAACACGCUACGUGAGGUGUGACAGUUAGCCAGGUGGAGGAGGUACAGUAGUAGCUGCCACUAACAGGUGGAGGAGGUACAGUAGUAGCUGCCACUAACAGGUGGAGGAGGUACAGUAGUAGCUGCCACUAACAGGUGGAGGAGGUACAGUAGUAGCUGCCACUAACAGGUGGAGGAGGUACAGUAGUAGCUGCCACUACAGGUGGAGGAGGUACAGUAGUAGCUGCCACUACAGGUGGAGGAGGUACAGUAGUAGCUGCCACUACAGGUGGAGGAGGUACAGUAGCUAUGUGGGUGUUCGGUUAUGGCUCUCUGAUCUGGAAGGUGGAUUUUCCUUAUGAGGAGAAGCGGAUCGGCUACAUUGAAGGCUUCAGCCGGCGCUUCUGGCAAGGCAGCACCGACCACAGGGGAGUGCCAGGCAAGCCUGGCCGAGUCGUGACUCUGGUGGAGGACCCAGAGGGUUGUGUCUGGGGCGUGGCAUAUAAGCUGCCGUCUGGCCGAGAGCAGGAAGUGAAAUGUUACCUUGACUACCGGGAGAAGGGCGGUUACCGCGUCAUUGCAGUGAACUUUCACCCCCGACCCUCCGUGACCCCCACACGACACACUGACACUCCCCCUGCACCCAGCCAGGCUCUGCUCUACAUCGGUUCUAAUGACAGCCCUGACUACCUGGGCCCCGCCCCCCUGGAACUGAUAGCCAAUCAGAUUGUAGAUGCAGUCGGACCGAGCGGACGGAACACUGAAUACCUGUUUUCACUGGCUGAGGCGCUGAGGACCCUCCUCCCUGAAGACUCAGACACACACCUCUUCUCUCUGGAAGACCUGGUUAGAGAGAGACUAACACACACACGUACUACAAGUACUGUGUCAGUAAACCAUCGCAGGGAUGCUGUAGAUUGUCAGUCAUGUGAUUGUCUCCAGGACCAUUCAGAGCUGGGUCAGGGUCAGGGUCAGGGUUGGGACCUUUCAAAGUUGGGUCAGGGUUAGUAGAAUAUGUACCAAACCUGCCAGGUCAGUGUUUAUUUUGCUGCGUUCAAAACAACUGGGAAUUCGAUAAAAAACGAGCUCUGACUGGAGAGAAAUCGAUUUGAACGAUCAUCCAACUCGGGAACUCGGCCUCUUUCUAGAGCUCCGCCUCUUUCUAGAGCUCCGCCUCUUUCUAGAGCUCCGCCUCUUUCUAGAGCUCCGACUUUCCGACCUGAAGAUCACUGACGUCAUGAUUUGACCUCGUAUCUUUACCAAUUCCCAGUAGUUUUGAACGCGGCGUUAGUCCUGUCUCUAAGGACUGGUUUACUGUUCAAGAUCUCUCACUAGUCCUGUCUCUAAGGACUGGUUUACUGUUCAAGAUCUCUCACUAGUC